UGCCUAAAAUUACAAGAAAAAGAACCUUUGUAUCAUAAUAUUUUGACACAUUAAUAAGGAACCAAAAAAAAAAAAAGGAGAGGAGGAGACAGAAAAACAUAAAAGGUGAGAAAGAAAGCAAAGAAAUUCAAGCAGCGAAUAAAAGUUUCUUCUCUCUUUCUCUCUUUCUUUCUCUUUCUAUUUUCCCCCCUUUUCUUUUAUGGAUAUACCCAAUAAUAAUAAUGGGGACAACGUCCCUCGUAUACGUAAUAUUCACCCUUCUCAACUUUCACCUGAUCAUCAUUAUGGAGCGACUGAUCACUUUGACGAGCAUAUUCCUAUUGAAAGAACGACAAGUACAUUCUCUGAGCGUCUCGGGUCCUUUGUUGGUUCCUAUUCACGUACUUCGAUGAUGUUUAUGGCAGAGAACUUGACUGUGCCUAAUGGUUCUAUAUUGGAUGAUGAGGAGGACAAAUAUUCUGAUUACUAUACAUCAGUUUCACGGAUCCCUUCCACUGUUUCAAGUCGACUGUCUCGGGUUGAAUCAGGACCAGGAGCAAGUACAAGCCACGGAGAGCAUGCUUCGUUACUGUUUUCCCAUUUAGAUAAGGUACUAUCGACUCGAAGUGUAGGAACAGUAGCAGAUGAUUACAGAUAUGAACCACCUACAGUCACCAAAAAGUCAUCAUUUACUCAGUCCAUAUUUAACUCGAUCAAUAUCUUGAUCGGAAUCGGUAUUCUGGCGCUACCCCUUGGUUUCAAAUGUGCUGGAUGGGCUGUAGGAUUAACUGUCUUUGUCUUUUGUUGUGGAUUAACCAACUAUACAGCCAAACUGCUUCAGGAAUGCCUAGAUAUUGAUCCUGAGUCAAGAACAUAUGGUGAUAUGGGAGCACUUGCUUUUGGACUGAGAGGACGUCUUUGGGUAACUGCAUUAUUUAUUACAGAACUUAUAACAAGCAGUGUUGCCUUGGUUGUGCUACUAGGAGACGGUAUUGAUUCACUCUUUCCUGGAUUUGAUCUCAAGACGACUCGAUUGAUCUCCUUCUUUAUAUUGACCCCCAUGUUAUUCUUGCCUAUCCGACAUCUCUCUUAUACAAGCUUAUUAGGAAUCAUCAGUGCAUUUAGUAUUAUCUGUGUAAUUGUUUAUGAUGGAGUGAACAAGGAAACAGCACCUGGUAGUCUUAUUGAACCAGCUGAUACCGAAAUAUUUCCUUCAAAUUACAUGACAGUUCCUCUCAGCUUUGGACUAAUCAUGGCUGGAUUUGCAGGCCACGCUGUAUUUCCCACAGUCUAUCGAGAUAUGGAAAACCCUAAACAGUAUCGUACGAUGGUCAACUGGACUUAUGUUGCAACCACCAUUGUUUAUUUCGGAGUAGCAGCUUGCGGUUAUUUAAUGUUUGGUUCACAGACGAUGCAAGAAAUUACGCAAAAUAUUGUGUCCAUACCAGAGUACAAUCAAACGCUCAAUCGUCUUGCUGUUUGGCUAAUUGCCAUGAACCCUAUAGCCAAAUAUGGUCUGACGGUGAAUCCUGUAAAUAUCAGUUGGCAACUAUGGCUAUUGAAAGGAACUCAUCUCGAAGAGUGGUGCAUCAAGGGACGUUGGCGUGAACCCAUGAUUAUGUUCAUUGGAAAGAUCACGGUGAGUGCGUUUAUCGUGGUGUUGGCUUAUGUUAUUCCUGGGUUCGACAAGAUUAUGUCGCUCCUGGGAGCCUUUUUCUCAUUCAUGAUCUCUGGCAUUUUCCCCCUCGUAUGCCACGUACGACUGUUUGGAACGACAAUGACUAGAAAACAAAAGAUAUUGGACUAUACGCUUAUUUUUAUUGCAUCCUGUAUGGCAUUCAUUGGUACACUUUGGAGUUUCCUUUAAUGGAUCCAUUCAUUCAGGUCCUUGUGAAAUGAUGGUAUUUUGUUACUGUUGUGAACAUGAUUUAAACUUUCAUCAAGUAUCUUUUGAAAUCUUUGUCUGAAUAAAGGUGAUAUUGUCAUCAAAAGAUUGUCCAUAGUUUCAAAUGGUAUUUGCAUAUUCUUUUGUACUAAUCGUAAAGAUGAUGCAUCGAUCGUGGUUAAUAAUGGAGAGCAUGACAGUAUUUUGUAUCCUUGUUCGGAUAUCUCGAUUACGACUAUAAUGUUUUCUAAUAGCGUCAAAUCCAUUCUAGCAAGAUUGUUUAAUUCAUCUUUGACAAAUACUGUUGCUGAUCCUGGAACAAUACCAUAAUCAUAACUGUGUGUUAGCUGGUCUAAUUCAUCAUUUAAUAUAUCGCGUCUCAUUUUUAAAAGAAAAAAAAAG
Rhizopus microsporus ATCC 52813 is the source of this 2266-nucleotide messenger RNA. RefSeq lists its product as uncharacterized. Gene Ontology annotation, biological process: amino acid transmembrane transport. Gene Ontology annotation, cellular component: vacuolar membrane. Bases 200 to 1846 code for a protein of 548 amino acids. The record is from RefSeq and is a predicted model, not a curated record. The transcript is spliced from 7 exons. NCBI's taxonomy places the organism in Eukaryota, Fungi, Mucoromycota, Mucoromycetes, Mucorales, Rhizopodaceae. Gene Ontology annotation, molecular function: amino acid transmembrane transporter activity.